Messenger RNA from Octopus sinensis (East Asian common octopus), 1084 nucleotides. RefSeq names its product vesicle-associated membrane protein 7. NCBI's taxonomy places the organism in Eukaryota, Metazoa, Mollusca, Cephalopoda, Octopoda, Octopodidae. The record is from RefSeq and is a predicted model, not a curated record. Gene Ontology annotation, biological process: vesicle fusion; exocytosis. Gene Ontology annotation, cellular component: SNARE complex; membrane. Bases 197 to 856 code for a protein of 219 amino acids. The transcript has 9 exons. Gene Ontology annotation, molecular function: SNARE binding; SNAP receptor activity.
UGCGCGUAUAUAUCUAGCGCUGGUGUUGAUUUGCUUAAAACAUAUGCGUUGAUGUGUUUAUAAUGUUGAUUAUUUGAUGCACACGCUUAAUUUCUUUCAUCGUGGGACUUUAUAUAUUAUACACGCUUCCAGGCAUUUUAUUCAAAUACUUUAUGAUUAAAAUUAGACACGCUAGCUUUAGUUUGUCGAGGUGACAAUGCCGUUGUUUUACUCAGUUAUUGCCAGGGGCUGUACAGUCCUUGCACGAUAUGCUAUGUGCACGGGUAACUUUGCCGAAGUUACAGAACAGAUACUUAGUCGCAUACCUCCAGAAGAUGGAAAACUAACAUAUUCUCAUGUUAACUAUCUCUUCCACUACAUAUCAGAAGACCACAUUAUAUAUCUUUGUAUUACAGAUGAUGUUUUUGAGAGAGCAAAAGCCUUUAUGUUUCUCAAUGAUAUAAAAAAGAAAUUUCAAGUUCAGUAUGGCCAAAGAGCACGUACCGCAUUACCCUAUGCUAUGAAUAGUGAAUUUUCUCGGGAAUUGAGUCUUCAAAUGCGAUACUACUCGGAUGUGAAAAAUACAGACAAACUGGAAAAAGUUAAAAAUCAAGUUGAUGAACUGAAAGAAAUUAUUGUGAGAGAUAUUGAUCAGAUAUCAGACCGAAAUGAGAAACUAGAGCUUCUAGUUGAUAAAGCAAAUAAUCUAAAUGUAAAUUCAGUAUCUUUUAAGAAAUCCAGUGUCAAUCUUGCUAGAUCACUGUGGCGGAAAAAUGUAAAGAUUUGCAUUUUAAUAUUUAUUGUCAUUGUGGUUGUUUUGUACCUGAUAAUAUCGAUUACAUGUGGUGGACUUGAUUGGCCAUGCACCAGGAACUAAUUAUGGACAUGAAAGUCCAAAUGACCAUUUACAGCCUGUUGUAGUUAUUGUGAAACACAGACACAAAUAGCCAUAUAUUUACCCUAUGGACGUUUUCAAAUAAGAAUACAAGUAUUUCCUACUCUUUCUCUCUGUCUCUAAUUUCAUUUAAUUUCUACUUGAGAUAACAUAUAUAUAUUUUUGAAUCUUUUUCACUAAAUUUACUGCAAAAUAAAGAAUAGAAUUUUC